AAACAGAUACUAAUCUGGUGAAUUAGUUAUGCAUGAUGUCACUGCUCGUAUGAUCAAGCUUUAAACUUUAUUUGGAUCUCAGUUUUGAACCAGCGACACUCAACAUCUGUUGGUGCGUCCAGUAAUACAAUACAAAAAAUAAAAGUACGAUAUAAAAAAGUGACUUACGAGAGAUUUAAUAGCUUUUGGACCUAGUAAUCCCAUUUUGCAUUACACAACAACAAACAAAGGCUACUUUUGUGAGAGCUCUGUUAAGCAUACAUUGCAUAAGCAGUCAACGCUUAAAUAGCUGUUCAAGAAGAAACGUUCCAUUAGAGAAAUACCAUCAAGAUGACAACAGGAAAAAAAGCAAAUUGUUGCAAAAUAACCGACAUAAUUAUAUCCACGUUCCAGUCAAUAUUUAUAAGAAUUGGUUCCUUUGUUGGUAGAUAUCCGAUAGCAUGCAUUAUUGUGUCUAUAGUUAUAACUAUGGGUUUUGGAGGUGGAAUCGCGAUAAUAAAAAACGAAAACAGACGGGAGAAACUCUGGGUACCUUUGGAAUCUGACAACCAGGAUUACCGUUUAUACGUCACUGAAAAUUAUAAAGAUCCAUUCUUUGAGAUAAUUAUCUUCGAAAAUGAUAAUAUUUUGACACCAGCGUCACUAAAAGCUAUGCUUAAGGUUGAUGAAAAAAUCAAAGCGAUCAAUGUCGGAAAAGACUGGGAAUCUAUCUGCUUCAGGUUCGGAGACAGCUGUUUCGUGUCUAGUAUCCUAGAGCUGUGGGGGUUCAAUAAAACUAUUAUAUAUGGUUUAUCGCAGCAGGACAUUCUUGACAAGAUAAAUGAGCCUAAUCCAAUAAGUCUUGUGACGUUUAGGGAAGUAAAUGUGGCAUCAUUGCUAGGUGGGGUCGAUGAUGAAACGUACAUCAGUAUUGCCACAGCCGCUUUGAGCAACUACGGAGUCGUGGAUAACAGCAAAUUUGAUGAUUCCGAAGGCAAAUACGUUGACAAAGAUGCUGAAGAUUGGGAACUGGAAUUCAUCGAAAUUGCAACGGAUGACUACGAAGACAUGACUGUCUACGGUGUCGCAUUCACGAGUUUUGAUAUUGAGUCGUCGAACACUGUCACCGGUGAUACAUAUUUUCUCGCUGGUGGCUACGGCCUUUUGUUCAUCUACAUCGCAGUGAUGCUAAGCAAGUUCACUUUGAUCGAACAUAAAGUAAGUCGAAAACAACCGUAGAGAUGUGGAAGUGACUUCGCCAGUGGGAACGAAAUGUCCACAAUCACCCACCCUGCAUAUUGGAUGCGAUAAACCGCACCCUCAUCAAAAUGUACAUAUGAUGUAGAUGAUGACAACAAUGAUGCCUAUGAGGACGAUGAGGUUGAUAAUGAUUAGUAUGGUGAUGGUGAUGAUGAUGAUGAAGCUGACAAAGAUGAGGGUGAUGACGACGAUGAUGAUCGUGAUGAUUACAACGAAAAGCCUCCACCAAUACAUACCUAUGUAUUUCUUCAUAAACCCUUUUUAUAGGUAUAAUAAUACUGGUGAGCUUUAGCUUUAAACUUUAACAAUAAAAUUUUAAUAAUAUUGCUUCAAUUAUAUAGAGAGAAUAUAUCUCUUGCCAUUUAAAAGACACAGUAUUUCAAUAAUUUUAAUCUACCCUUUGAUUGGAAAUAAUCAAUUUAAAGCCGGUCACUCACUGCGCCCAAAUGUCGCCAGCCGAUGCGAUUCUAUAAAGCCGGUUUCCUUAAAAUCGUUACACUGUCGCUUCAGUGUUUUUGCGUUGUAGCAGUCUCCGAUGCAAAAAGAGGCAUCACAGAAAGCUGUCGGUGAUAGCGAUCGAUUGCAUGGAAACCAAGUUGAACGAAUGCCGGUAUCGUGUCGUAGCGUUCACAGGAAGCGGAGUUAAAUUCGUCACAAGACGGUCGUACAACGCGGUGAGCGCCCGGCUUA
Molecule: messenger RNA, 1929 nt
Organism: Anneissia japonica
Lineage: Eukaryota; Metazoa; Echinodermata; Crinoidea; Comatulida; Comatulidae
Exons: 7
Coding region: 331-1218 (295 amino acids)
Cellular component (GO): membrane
Source: RefSeq, a predicted model, not a curated record